CGCACGUGAGUGGUCUCCGUGGCUACUUGUAGCCGCUUCUUCUACAGUCACUACCGGGGCUGCGUGUCCGGGAGCCGGCGCCAUGGGGAGGCUGCGCCGACGCUAUAAUAUCAAAGGGCGGCAGCAGCAGCCGCCCCCGGGGCCUGAGCCUAAGAGGCCGGGCGUCCAGGUGGAGUUGGAGCUGGACGACAGGGACCUAUUGAAAGGAGUGGAUGAGAGCAAUGCACUGGUCCUGCCUGGACGCAGGGAGAAGAAGAAGAAGCCUAUCCCUACCACCAAGAAGGAGAAGAAACCCCUUACCAAGAAAGAGAAGAAGCUCCUGCAGAAAGUGUUGGAGCAAAAGAGAAAAAAGAGUGAGCGAGUAGAAUUACUGCAGAAAUUGAGUGAAGUCCAGGCUUCUGAGGCCGAAAUGCGGCUUCUGUAUACCACCUCCAAACUCGGGACUGGUGAGCGAAUGUACUGCAGGAAAAGGAAGACAGAAGAGACUGGACCCAGGGCUCCGGAGAAGAUUAGUAGCCUCAGUGGGGCUCGAAGGAAAAGACAAAGACAUCCGUCAGAAGAGGAGUCUGAGUCGUCCAGUGAAGCUGAGAUGGAGAGUGAGGCAGAGGCCAUCGAAGCCCCGGCCCCAGCCGUAGUUAGUGGAAAGCCAGAGACGACAGUGGAUUUGAAGCCUGCCAAGCCUGUGGCUAAGGACCCAAUUUCUCUCUUGGGCAGUCAGCCUGCCCCUGCCUUGGCACUGCCUUCCCCAGCUUCCCAAGAGCCAUCUGCAAAACCGGCUGUUUUCAUCCCAGUGGACCGUUCUCCUGAGGUUCAGGAAGCCCGGCUCAGGCUCCCCAUUCUUUCAGAAGAGCAAGUGAUCAUGGAGGCUGUCUCUGAGAACCCCACUGUCAUCGUGUGUGGUGAGACGGGGAGUGGGAAGACCACCCAGGUGCCCCAGUUUCUGUAUGAAGCUGGGUAUAGCAGCAGCAGUGGCCUCAUCGGUAUUACUGAGCCUCGCCGAGUGGCUGCUGUGGCCAUGUCCCAGCGAGUGGCCAAGGAAAUGAAUCUUUCCCAAAGGGUGGUUUCCUAUCAAAUCCGCUAUGAAGGGAAUGUGACAGAGGACACCAAAGUCAAGUUCAUGACAGAUGGAGUCUUACUCCGAGAGAUCCAGAAGGACUUCUUACUCUCCAAGUACAAAGUGGUCAUCAUUGAUGAGGCCCACGAGAGAAGCGUCUACACGGACAUUCUGAUUGGCCUCUUGUCUCGAAUUGUGUCUCUUCGGGCAAAGAAGCAGCAGCCCCUGAAACUGCUCAUCAUGUCGGCCACACUCCGUGUGGAAGACUUCACCCAGAACUCGCGGCUCUUCUCAGUGCCUCCCCCGGUUGUAAAGGUGGAUGCCAGGCAGUUCCCCGUGACUGUGCACUUUAACAAGAGGACGCCCCUCCAGGACUACAGUGGGGAGUGCUUCCGAAAAGUCUGCAAGAUCCACCGAAUGCUACCUCCAGGAGGUAUCUUGGUGUUCCUGACGGGGCAGGCGGAGGUGCAUUCCCUCUGCCGGAGACUCCGGAAAGCCUUCCCAUGCUACCGAGGCAGAACAGAAGAGAAAGAAGAUUCCGUGGAAGAGAUGAGAAAAUUCAAAAAGUCUCGCUCUAAGAAGGCCCCUGCGGAAGCCUUGCCCAGGAUUGAUCUGGAUAAUUACUCGGCGAUGCCCGUGGAUGAAGGCGAUGAGGACAGAGAAUCGGAAAUGGAUGAGGAAGAGGACGCUUUGGGAUCUGACCUUGAUCUAGACCUGGGAGAUGGAGAAAACGAAGAAGGUGAGAAGCCAGAUGCCUCCCUCCCCCUUCACGUGUUGCCGCUCUAUUCGCUGUUGGCUCCAGAGAAGCAGGCCCAGGUGUUCAGGCCUCCCCCAAAGGGCCAGAGACUGUGUGUUGUAGCCACCAACGUGGCUGAGACGUCCCUAACCAUCCCCGGCAUCAAAUACGUGGUCGACUGCGGCAAAGUCAAGAAGAGGUUUUACGAUAAGGUGACCGGCGUGUCCUCCUUCCGAGUAACCUGGGUGUCCCAGGCCUCGGCUGAUCAGCGUGCUGGGAGAGCUGGGAGAACAGAGCCGGGCCACUGCUACAGACUCUACUCGUCAGCUGUUUACAGUGACUUUGAGAAGUUUUCUCCCCCUGAAAUCACCCGGAGACCCGUUGAGGAUUUAGUCCUUCAGAUGAAAUCUCUGAACAUAGAAAAGGUCGUCAACUUCCCGUUUCCAUCCCCUCCCCCCCUCGAGGCUCUGGUCUCCGCAGAGGAGCUGCUGAUCGCGCUCGGGGCGUUGCGGGAGCCCCCCCAGACUGGAAGGGUGAAGCAGCUGCAGGGGGCGAAGCUGAGCUGCCCCAUCAGCCCCCUGGGCAGGACCAUGGCCACCUUCCCCGUGGCCCCCCGCUACGCCAAGAUGCUCGCCCUGAGCCAGCGGCACGAGUGCCUGCCGUACGUCAUCACCAUCGUGGCCGCCAUGACCAUCCGUGAGCUCUUCGAGGACUUCGACAGGCCGGCGGCCAGCGAGGAGGAGCAGGCCCAGCUGAAGGGCAGGAAGGCGCGCGUGUCGCAGGUGCAGAGGCUGUGGGCGGGCCGCGGGCCCUCGCUGAAGCUGGGAGACAUGAUGGUGCUGCUCGGCGCCGUGGGGGCCUGCGAGUUCUCGGGCUGCACGCCCCGCUUCUGUGACGCCAACGGACUGCGCUACAAGGCCAUGAUGGAGGUCCGGCGGCUUCGGGGGCAGCUGACCACCGCAGUGACCUCCCUCGGUUCACACCCGGGCCUCUUUGUGGACCCCAAAAUGAAGCCCCCCACCGAGGACCAGGUGACGUUCCUGCGGCAGGUGGUGCUGGCCGGCCUGGGAGACCACGUUGCUCGGCGUAUCCGGGGUGAGGAGCUCCUUGAUGGAAAAUGGAAGAACGGCUACAAGACGCCUCUGCUCGACGAGCCGGUCUUCAUCCACCCCAGCUCAGUCCUCUUCCGAGAGCUGCCCGACUUUGUGGUCUAUCAGGAGAUCGUGGAAACCACCAAGAUGUACAUGAGAGGUGUCUCGGCGGUGGAAGCCGAGUGGAUCCCGACCCUGCUGCCUUCCUACUGCCACUUCGAAAAGCCCCUGGAGGAGCCUCCCCCGGCCUACUGCCCCGAGAGUGGCCGCGUCGUGUGUCACCGGGCCAGCACCUUCUAUCGCGUGGGCUGGCCACUUCCAGCCGUGCAGGUGGACUACCCCGAGGGCCUCGAGCGCUACAAGCACUUUGCCAGGUUCCUCCUGGAAGGAGAGGUCUUUGAGCCCCUCCGCUGCCACAGGAACUGUCUCCUGUCCAGCCCCAGCACGAUGCUCAAGACCUGGGCCAAGCUCCAGCCCAGGACCGAGAGCCUCCUGAAAGCCCUGGUGUCGAGGAAGGCAGAUUGCCGGAACGCUUUACAAGAGGCCUGGAAGCAGGAGCCCACAUAUCUGCUGUCUGAAUACUGCGAGUGGCUCCCCCAGGCCUUGCACAGCGAAGUCUCCAGACUUUGGCCUCCCUGUCGGCCCUGAGCCUCCAGGAUCCCAUCCCGGCUCUCCUGGGUCAGUGAGGUGCCCACCUCUGCCCAAAGGAUUCUCUGCUCCUGGAUGAGAUGGACGGGGCCCCUGGGCAUGGCGCUAAGCCCCUCCAAGGGGGAAGACUCCCCUUCUGCAGCUGCCUGACAGAGCGUGCCUGGGGAGCAGCUGUGCCACCUCCUCCUCUCCUUCCUUCCCCUCUCUGAGCCCCCAAACCCUGGCCCUGCCUCCCACCUCCCACCUGAGAAGCCACAGCGGCUCCCCAUCGCCUCUGAGACAACGUACAUGGGGCGCCUUCCCUGCGGGGCCCGGCCAGCUCAUCCCCAGAUGGAUUGCACUGGCCGGGGCUCUGUGCCGGCUGCCCUGUGCCUCACCAGCCUGACACCAACCCUGCCCCACAUUUCCCUUUUCUGUCCCUCCGAGCUCUGCAACUGUUGGGGCUCAACUCCGUCUUCCAGAGGCCUUUUCCAACGCCCUGGUUUUAGUGUCCAACCCCCCCCACCCCCAAUGUAGUCUGGAUUGAAUUCACUGACUGUACCGGGGCCCCUCGAGGGCAGGAACUACCUCAUCUUUAUAGUUAGAUCUCCAGGGCUCAGUGCAGCGUCUGGUUUAGGCUGAAACUUUGUCCUUAUUAUAUUGUUUUUUAAAGAUUCUGAACUUUCUAUCUUUCUUCCUAACUUAAAAAAAAAUGU
Molecule: messenger RNA, 4224 nt
Organism: Gracilinanus agilis (Agile Gracile Mouse Opossum)
Lineage: Eukaryota; Metazoa; Chordata; Mammalia; Didelphimorphia; Didelphidae
Gene: DHX37
Product: DEAH-box helicase 37
Exons: 28
Coding region: 83-3529 (1148 amino acids)
Biological process (GO): maturation of SSU-rRNA from tricistronic rRNA transcript (SSU-rRNA, 5.8S rRNA, LSU-rRNA)
Cellular component (GO): intracellular anatomical structure; nucleolus
Molecular function (GO): RNA binding; ATP binding
Source: RefSeq, a predicted model, not a curated record